CAGAUUCAGUUCGGAGGGAGUGUCCGAUCUGCCUUUUAUAAAGCAGUGCAUUCGUGGUUCAGUUCAGAGGAAGUUUGAGACGAAGGGCAGUGAAUCACUUGACUUGCAAGAUGUUGGGGGUGACUCUGUGGUUGUUGGGAGCGUUUUUUUGUGCCUCCUGUGCCAUCACGUGUCCAGAUGGGAGCACCUGCUCUAAUAUUUCCACCUGCUGUAAGACAAAACACGGGUACAGCUGCUGUCACUACCCAAACGCCGUGUGUUGCUCUGACUUGACCCACUGCUGCCCUUCGGGGUUUCACUGUAACUCGGUUUCCCAAGUGUGUGAGCGAACGCCGUGGAUGAUGAUCCCCGUGGUGAAGAAGCAGGCCGCAGAGGAACCUGGUUCUCUCGUCCUACCUGUUUCUCCCCUUCAGGAGCCCGUGAAAAAACAAGUGCCAGGCCAAAAAAAGAGCUCAGUUGUUCAUUGUGACAACUAUUACGCGUGUCCAGAUGGCACGACUUGCUGCAGACACCCCAAAGGUGCUUGGUUCUGUUGCCUGUACUCUCCGGGAUGGUGUUGUCUGGAUGGCUUCCACUGUUGCCCUUAUGGCUACGACUGUGACCUCACUUACACGCACUGUGUGAGACAAGGCCUGCGCUAUCCCUUCAGCCCCAACAAAGGUUUGGACUCAGUGCCGGCCUCUCUCAUUUUGCCUCCAGAGGAAAAAAGCAGCCUGCAAGAGACACCAGUGACCGCUCUGACCGACGCAAAUGGUGUCAGCGCCGUGGAUGGAGUCAUUCGCUGUGAUUCAUCGUUCUACUGCGCAGCAGGAACAACUUGCUGCAGAGCACAGACAGGCCAAUGGAACUGCUGUCCCUACCCACUGGGCCAGUGUUGUGCAGAUGGACGACACUGCUGUAUGUAUGGCUAUACGUGUGACUCCACCUCCCAGUCAUGUACUAGCGGCUACUCUGAGAUCCCCUCAGGAACACAAGAAGCUGCCAAAACCGACUGAGGUUUUUUUUUUUUUU
Pungitius pungitius (ninespine stickleback) is the source of this 1011-nucleotide messenger RNA. RefSeq names its product progranulin-like. NCBI's taxonomy places the organism in Eukaryota, Metazoa, Chordata, Actinopteri, Perciformes, Gasterosteidae. Bases 111 to 995 code for a protein of 294 amino acids. The transcript has 6 exons. The record is from RefSeq and is a predicted model, not a curated record. Gene Ontology annotation, cellular component: extracellular region.